AUGGAAUUGAAGAUUAAGAUUAUUGAUGCAAGCGGAGUUUAUGAUUCAUCAUUUAAAUAUGAAUUCGUUGACCCAGAAAUGAAUAUGACAAAUGCGAAAUCAAUUAAAUUAAUUCUUAAAAAAGUUGAAAAUUCAGAAAAUGAGUAUACAUUUAAAAUUCCAAUCCCGAAUAAUGCCGAAACUGGUCAGAAAGAAUUAUUAAUAAUAUUCAUUGAUCCUGCAGGCCAAGAAUCAUCACUUUUCAGAAUACCAAUAACAAUUAUAUUAGGAAGAAGUAUAACAGAAAAUUCAAUAAUCUGCAGAACGACUGAAGAUAUAAUGGCUGCUGGCAGGAAGAAUCUAUUCAAAUGCAAUAUUGAUAAUAUUGAAACUAGCCCUGUUUACUAUAAAGCAAAAAUUGGAGCAAAGGAUGAUUACGGCCAUUACGAAAUUGAUACUGAAUUAGAGGAAAUUGGGCUUGAAAAUGAAUUUAAUGUUCUUGUUGAUAUUCCAGAUCAAUAUUAUGAGAAGCAUACUAUAUCUUUUGCAAUGAUAAGAUCAAGCGAUGAUGAAAUCAUAAAAUAUUUUGAUCUUUCUGAUGUUAGGAUUACAAUUGAACCAAAUAUCGAGAAAUCCUCUAGUUAUUAUAAUGUAGAAAAAUUUUCAUUAACAAAAAUGAUAUUUAAGGUCAAAUAUAUUUGCGAUUUCCAAACACUUAGGGUUUUAUACCGCAACUCAGAUGGAAAUGAAGAAUUUCAAAAUGUUAUUAUUUGGCAAAAUGUCAAAAGUAUGGUUAUAUGA
Messenger RNA from Trichomonas vaginalis G3, 780 nucleotides. RefSeq lists its product as uncharacterized. NCBI's taxonomy places the organism in Eukaryota, Parabasalia, Trichomonadida, Trichomonadidae. The transcript has a single exon. The record is from RefSeq and is a predicted model, not a curated record. The coding region runs from base 1 to 780 and encodes 259 amino acids.